GCGGGCCGAAGCCGACGCGCGACGGCGCGACGUGCGCGCAUGCGCCGUGCGCACAACAAAAAAUGAAUAUCCAGUCUCCCGCACUGUGGGUCGCACGCUGGUCGCGGCUGCCGUUUCCCGCGCGCCGUGAACGCCCGGGCCGCGAGUGUUGCGGGGUGUGGUCGCAGGAGGCCGAUGCGGUGAGCUGUGAUGCUAGCCACGAGGCCCGGGGCCCGGCGGCUGGCUCCCUCGGGCUGCUAGCGGCCGCGGCAUGGCGCGCCGCGCCGCCCGCGCCCGCGCCUCCUCUCUCCGACCAUGAGCGACCUGCAAGCCACCUUCGAGUUCUCCGUGGAGCUCUACAAGUUCUACAAUGUCGAUCUCUUUCAGAGAGGACUGUACCAAGUGCGCGUGAGUCUGCGCGUGUCGCCCAAGGUGCCGGUGCACAUCGAGGCGACGGUGUCCAGCGGCAAUGGCGCCGCGCGCACCGGCCGGCCCGCCGCCAACGCCUCCCUCAUGGGGGGCAUCGCUGCUUCCAGAGCCUUCCAGAUCAUGUACCGGAACGAGGAGGUCACGCUGCGUGACAUAGUGCAUUUUAGAGCCCAUUUGCUAGUUGAUAGCCGUAACCUCAAGGAUUCCUUAGAGCGAGCAGAAUGGAGUCUCGGCAUCGAGCUGUGGUGCAGUGAGAAUGCCCAGUCGAGCAAUCUAGCCCCCGUCUCCUGCCGCGUGCUAAAGCUGCACUUUCAACCGGCGCAAGGACUCCAUUACCACCUGCCAGUUCUGUUCGACUACUUUCACCUAGGCGCUGUUUCCGUCACCAUCCAUGCAAGCUUAGUCGCUUUACAUCAGCCGUAUAUCAAAAAGAGCAUUAUGCAUUACGUACAAAGUUGCACGCCCCGAUCUAGUAAGCAGUGGGGGAAAUUGAUGAAAAGUGCGGGGUCGAACUUUAACGCUACGGGAAGCUUAGAGAACAUUCUGUUCGGGUCAACUGGGAAGUGUGCCGGCGGGAACUCGAGCAAAAUUGCGCAUGCCAGGCAAGUGCAUGCCGAAGUUUGCGGUAUUCUUCUCGGGUCACUCGAGGGUUUGCAGAGUGCCCUCACAGUAUGUGGCUCCACGGGUGUUCUGCUGACACCUGAGGAGUCUACGUCCAACUCUAUUGUCGGCGAGGUUGCACAACGGAUAAAGGACUUGAGCGAUAUAGGCAAGAAGUCCGAAGCAGGCGAAGAGGAGGAAUGGGCAAUGGGAGCGGCGCACGACAUAGCGCGGCUGUGUGCGGAGGUAACACUGCGGUGGCGCGCCUUCCUGCACCACACCACCGACCGGCCGCACGUCCACCACGCUCUGGCAGCGCGCCAUCAUGCAUUACGAAUUAAAAGAUUCUCGGAGUGCUUCUUCGUGCUGGACAACCCUCGGCAUUCGCUCGCAGGCUGCUACGACAGCAACUACCAGUCGUACCAGACCGUGGGGGAAACUGCUCGACGGUCUCGCUACCUGGCCCUGCUGCCGCCUCUCCCCGUGCAUUGCAUCGCGCUCGACGGCGAUCCCCAUAUCAUGCCUAUCAUAUUUGAAGACAGGUAUCAAGACACAGCAGAGUUCGCAAGAAGGCGAUCGUUUUUAAAUUCUAAUGCAAAUAAAUCUGGAAGCGAUCCCUUCCUGUGUUCGGAACCUGUCCGAGAAGACUGUGCAUGUAGCGUAAGUUCAAUUAUGGAUUCAAGACGACCCUCAUCUGAAGCAUCGAGGGUCACUCUAUCAUUGCCUAAGAACAUGAUAGACGUCCUUGAACCAGAUUUUGAUGUUCCCAAACCCAGUACGAGUGUAGUGCAAGCGACGUUGACACUAGCGCCGCAAAAGGCUUCAAGAGGAUCACCAAAAAGAACGAUAGUAAAACAAAAUGUUGUGGAAAUGAACAAACCAUAUAAUAAGCAAUUAGAAUUAACUGGUAGAAAUAGAUAUAUUGUACAGAAUAAUCAAAUAAGCGAAAUUCAACUACCGCCGAACAACGUUUUUUCCUCAUGCCCCAUACAACAAGGACAACAAAUGUCCAGAUAUUCAGCUUCAACCCUUUUGGACAUUAACGCUUCAAAAAGCAAUGUUAACGUAUCCCGCGUAACAAGUGAUAAAUCUGAUAAUAACGUCGUCUUCAAACAGAAACACGAAAUCACCAGUGGCGUUAGUACCCUACCUGCUCGACAUAGCAAAUCUUUAGACCAGUUAAGAGUAUCACAAAUGGCUCCACUUAAUGUACAGACUUUAUCAAAAAAUGUUAAAAAUAGUUCAAAUACUUCUGUUAAUUAUCAAAAAUCGUAUGCACCACCACAACAAAUAAAACCCACGACACUACCAAGAAGCGUUACUACAACAGCUUAUCCCACUAAUACAACAACACGUUGUGCAUCUAAAGGCGAUGAUUACAGAAGAAACAUUAAUGAAUUCAGAGAGAAAUAUAAGAAUCCUUGCAAUUCCAAUAUGCAGAAUGUUCAUGGAAUGAAUAAUGAAGUUUUUCAUAAUGUAGGCUAUAAGUAUGAUGGUACAAUUAAAGGUAACGCUAACCAAAUCUAUGGUUACACCUUCGGUAAUCAGGGUAAUAUGACUGCGAAUAAUGUUAUUCGUAAUCCGUUAGAAUUCCAAAGAGGCUAUAGUGUAAAUUUACCCCGUCCUAUGUUGCCUCCUAGAAAUUCUUAUCCACCAGUUAGUGGAAAAAUACAAGUGACUGAUCAAAGCAACUUAGUUUCUAAUAAACACGUUCAUAGAUCUAACUCAACACAUGUGUUUCAUCAGAAUAUGGAGAACCCACAAAUUGAUAUUGAAGCUGCCCGGAAUCAAUUGAGGCAUGAAUUGAAUUAUUAUCUACAAAAAGGAGACUGGAGCUAUGAUGUUAACACUGGUAGCCUAAUUCAGAAUUACCAAAAGAAAUCCAGUAAAAGUAGUGAUGAUAGUGGUUUUGUGAUGACUUUAGAUAGAAGCAGUGAUGGAACAUCUAAAUCAACGUACUCAAAAACACCACCAUCAACUCCCCAUUCUACUUUACCAUCGGUAAGACAUAAGAAGAGUCGAUCUAAGGAAUCUAAAUUAAAUACAAGCGGAAAAGAAAACAUGAAAGUGAAUUCAAGUCGGGAUUCUCUGAGCAGUCAUCAUUCUAUCAAGUCCAGAGAUAGCAAGUCUGAUAGACAGACACCUAAAUCUGAUCGCAGUACUCCUAAAUCCGACAGAGGUACUCCAAAAUCAGGCAAAGCUACGCCAAAAUCAGGUGGUCUCACGCCCAGAUCAGGUUUAGCUACUCCAAAGUCAGGCAGAAUGACUCCUAAAUCUGGCGGAACAACACCUAAGAGUGGAAGGUCUAGUGGUAAACCAGAACGGCGGUCAAAACAUAAGCCAUCAGAAAAAAUGACUCAGCUUAUGUCAGAGGCUGCGUCAUCUUCUAGUGAUGAAAGCAUACCUUUUGAACUUAGAAGGUUAGAGUCAUCAACAAGUGUACCUUUUAGUCUUGAUCAUGGUUCUGAAUUGAGACAUUGUAGAAGUGCUGCUUCUAUAAUUGAAGAACCUAAUUUAAAUAAUGCAUUUGGUUCAGAAUCUUUGCCGAAUUUAGCUCCACCGCCUGCUUUUGAAUCACCGCCAUUAAACAUAGAUGAUAAAGACUUUAAAAUUUUACCACCUGAGAAUUUUUUAAGCAAAGAUGAUAAACGUAGCAAAAGUUCGACUUCCAGCUUGAGCGAACAGAGUGGAUGGGUUUCAAGUGGACGCAGCUCAGGGCCCUCCACACCUGAUAAUGGUAGUUGUCAAUUGAAUCAAAACUUUCCUCCCGCCAACGGCACUGCCUCUACUAACAAAACAAUUAGCAAAAAAAUUGAUGAAAAUAUUGAUAAACGAAGAAAAGAUGGCGAAAAAAUAAGUGAAUUCAAAAGAACUGCCCUAAAUGGUGAACAACUUAGAGAACGUCUACUUAAAUUGGCAGUCAAAGCUGCUCAAGGGAAUUCAACUGAAAAAAUUGAAUGUUGUGAUAAAGAAGUAUGUGAAGAAUGUACAAUAUGUAGUGACUCGAUUUGCACUGACAGCCAAUGUGAAUUUAAUAAAAUUAUGCACACAAACGGAAUUGAUGCAGGCUGCAAUUCAGAUACCUGUAAUGCUAGUUGUUUUCAACAAUAUACUGAUCCACAUAUUAAUAAGGUUAACCAAAGGCAUAAUUCUUUUAGUGCUAUUCAAGGUAAUACUUACAGUUCUAUAAACAAAAUUUCAAAUGAAGCGACAGUUAAAAAAUCACAAACAGUAAGUGAUAAUUUACAUCCAUAUAUAAGAAAAGAAAUACCACCUAAAACCCAGCCAAUUGCCCCUGUAAAAUCGAACACAUUGAAUAAGACGAAAUUAAAAGACAGAAUUGAAUAUACAGAAAAAUUGAUCGCUGCAGAAAUACGUAGUCUAGCGGUAGACCGCUCGUGUAAAAGUCAUCAAAUUCCACCUGGAGUGGCUGCGGUUAUUCAGAAAUAUCAGGGUAAAGCAAAAUCAGAAGUGGACUUAAGUCAUUUUGGUGCUGAGAAUGAUUACGAACACUUACCGCCUCCUCAACAAUUUAGAGACGCACCGCCACCUCCCGAUGAGUUUAAGGAUCCACCGUCAAAAUCUCCAAUGGUAUCUCGGAGCAGUAGUAAAUCAUCAACACCAUCAAGAACUCCACGCAAAGCAGCACAACCUACGACGUUACAACUUGACAACCCUCUCUACCAUGUUUGCGAAGGAAUUAUUGAGAGACGAAAAUUAAGGCCUCAUCAAUCUAUGAAUGUUGCUGCCACAACCUCUGCUAGCACGCUUAAUAAAAGCCAAAGCACGGGAGAAUUGGCGAGCAGAAGUGAAAAUGGUCAUAAUAAAAAGCACCGGCAAAGUAAUCUCAUCAGUAUAUUUGGAUUGGCUGAAUCAGAAAGGCUUUUCGUAAAAUGUAGAGAUGAAUUCAGGCAAAGUGUAAAAUAUCCAGGAGCAAUAUACUCAGAUUUUCCUCCAGUCGAUAACUCCUUGCCGUAUUUCCAUAUCAGCGAUGAAUACAGAAUGUUCAAUCCGGAAGGUCUACAUCUCAUAAUAUGCGUUCACGGAUUGGAUGGCAAUGCGGCGGAUCUACGUUUAGUCAGAACGUAUUUAGAACUAGGACUGCCUGGAGCCAGAUUAGAUUUCCUGAUGUCUGAAAGGAACCAAGGCGAUACAUUCUCCGAUUUUGAAACAAUGACUGAUAGAUUGAUUCAAGAAAUUGUGACGCACAUACAAAAUGCAGGUGAACCAGCUCGUAUCAGUUUUGUGGGACAUUCGUUGGGCACUAUAAUCAUAAGAUCGGCGCUAGCAAGGCCGCAAAUGAAACCGUUCCUGGGUAUACUCCAUACAUUCCUGUCAUUGAGUGGACCGCAUUUAGGAACUUUGUAUAACUCAAGUGGACUUGUUAAUGCAGGAAUGUGGUUUAUGCAGAAAUGGAAAAAAUCUGGAUCCCUGCUCCAAUUGUCUCUUCGCGAUGCACCCGACCCUCGGCGGUCGUUCCUCUAUCGGCUGAGCGAGCGGAGUCAAUUGCAUCAGUUCAAACACAUCCUGCUUUGUGGCUCUGGGCAGGACAGAUAUGUGCCACUGCAUUCUGCGAGGCUGGAGCUAUGCAAAGCAGCUGCUAAAGACUCGUCCAUAUUAGGACAGGCCUAUCGAGAAAUGGUACACAACAUGGUUUCACCAUUAGCUGCCCGAGCGUCGUCAGUGUCGGUCGUGCGGUAUGAUGUCCAACACGCGCUUCCUCACACGGCCAGCGCUCUCGUGGGGCGGGCGGCACACAUCGCAGCCUUGGACUCUGAUCUCUUCAUCGAAAAGUUCCUUCUCGUCUCUGCUCUCAAAUACUUUCGAUGAGAAUCCAUUUCAAUUAGUUAAAUUUUUUAGGUGGUCACUUUAUUUGUUGAUACGUCUAGUUAUGCACGAGUGUUUGGUUAGUAAUUGUGUACUCGGGAAAAGAAAAUGUUCAUCGCAUCUUAGCCUCAAGCGUCAACACCGAUGAUGCAAUGUCGUACUAGGAUUUAUCUGAAGAUUUAGAGCAAAAACCUUCGGUGGUAAAACUGAUUUUAUAAAAGCUAAGAGUUUGUCUCAGUCUAUGCUUUUACCUUAAGUAAUCACUGCAGGCAUUAUUGAGGUUGGAUCAUGGUGACUUUGGGAACUAGCAGAUUUCAAAGGAACCUUCAGCCGUCCAAGCCCUCGAAAAAUUGUUAAGGAUUUGUUGGGACGGGUUGACAUAAAGCUAUCUGUGCAAGUAUUAACUAGAUUUCGCAUAUUAUACUGAAGAAAAUAUUUUAAAAAAUUACGCUUAUACUUGGAUGGUUGACGACUUUAUAACUACUGCCUAUCUCCUAAAACCACCAUGAUCCAAACUUCAUAGACGCCUACCAUACUUACAUCCUUUGCCUGAAUAACUAUCAGUUGUUAUAAAAUCACAAAGAUUUAGCUAUCACAGGCAAUCGCUCUAUUAGUACUUGUUCACAUAAGGAGACUUUUCUUGUCAAUUUUAUUAUCCUAAUUUUGUAUUUCAUCAGCAUUUAUUUAUAACAAAAUCUCACUCUAAAUGCACGAUUAAGAUAAUUUAAAUAAUCAAAAUUCAAUUAUAAAAUAAAAUGUUAUCAACCGUCUUCACAAUAAGAAAUUAUCAUGCACGUUCAAUUUGAUCUAUUUAAUAUUUUAAGAGUUUAUCAUCUAUUAAAUGAUCUCUUUAUUUAAAUGCUUGUAUGGGUAACUUUAUGGGGAAAAGAGUGUGAUAAUUUCCACGCUGUUGCAGCGACUUACACUAUUCUGAUAUGAAAUCCUUGAAAUCUAAUUAUUUAAAUAGGUUAAGGCGGAUCUUUACACCAAAUAAUUAAGACUCUCGAAAUUAGCAGUGUAGAUACAUGUAGAUGUUAUUUGUAUUAGGAAUUUAUAUUGUUGUAUAUGGAGGCAUUAGACGAUCAUUGGCUUUAAUACUCGCAUAUCUAAAAACGCGGGAAACGCAAACAUCAAAAAAAUAAUUCGACCAAGGUCACAGAAUCACAGAUUCAGAAGUCUUUUUGAUCGUCUAGUGGUCACCACAAAAUUGUGUCACAUUCUAAGUGUUUUGUGUGCUCCUGGAUUGCUAUGCCCGUGGAUUUUUGAUUUUGAGCUAAUAACCUACUUUAUAUUCCAAAUAUUCCUAUACAACACGUACAAAAUGUUGUCGCGCAAGUUUUACAAUACCUAACCUCUGAGAACACCAACUAACUAAGUAUAAUUAAUUAUAAUAAAAUUAGUGUGAUCAACACUAUAAGCGCUAGUCGUAAAUAAGUAUUAUUUCCUACUUCAAACCCCUUCAUGGAAUUUGUAUAUUAUUAAAUGUCUACACACUUAUUGAUUAAUUGCUUUGGGCACUAUCUACUAUAUAAUAAUUUAAAUAUUACAGACAAAUCGCAGAGUUGAGUCCUGAACCGCGCAUUCCAUUGGUGCGAGGCAUGACGAGAGAGGGAGAGAGGAGGUGCGGGAGGCAGCACUUCUUUCCCCCCGCACCUCUGUCGCGCAGCUCUCUGACGUCAUACCCCUUCACCCUUGUAUCGCGAUUAAAGACUUGGUUUUGCUGUUUGACUAAAAGGAAUUGCUUUCAUUUUGAGAGUAUAAAUAUUGUGAUUUGUAAGGAAAAUGAUACGCCAUACAUAAGGCAUGAGUAAAAACUAACUCUACAGAAGCCUAUGUAGCGAAUAAUCUUAGAUUAAAAAUAUUCUUAGAAGAAUAGAGCUCACUAGUCUCUAUGAUAGCUACGCAGAACCCGACAUCGAUCGGGUUUAUCACCUACUUAAGUUUUACACAAAUAAUGUGACAAUUUUUUGGGAUCUUUUACGCACUUUUUAUAGAUUGGUUUUCUUAGUUAUUAAGCUAUUUCAAUUUGACACUUAAUUAAGUGGACGAAUCUGACAAGGCCUUAUUACAAUAUAAGGACAGGCCUUAGCCUUAAAUGAAAUAAUUAUAAAAUGUAAAGUAACGAAUGUUAGACUGAUCUUUAAAAAUAUACGGUAUUGAUAAGUUUAUUAGUUUUGAAUUAUUUGUAGAUAUCAAUGAUUUGAUAACGUUGUUGCGAAUAAGUUGUAUCUUGCUCUGUCCAUGUUUUCUCGUAUUUAUUAUAAUAUUGUAGGUAAAGUUUUAUACAGGGCUUAGAGAAUCUAAUUUUUUGUUACAUAAAAGAACUUAAUAAAUCCGUACGAUAACAACAUGUUCAAAAACUUGAGACAUUUUUGUUUGUAUAUUUAUAUUUUAAUACAUCAAUAUCUAGGUUUUGUCAUUAUGUUGAUUAUAUUGUAUGUUUGAUAAAGCACAUUAGAUAAAUGAGACGUGUCGAUGUACGUGUAAUGAUGAAUUGAAAACCACAAGGUAUUUUUUGUUCUUAUUGAAUGCAGUGCCGGAUUAAGGUCUCAGUGACUAUUUUUUUAAUUUCUCAUAAUAAGCUUUAUUUAACAUUUAUUGUUGGUUUAGAAUGAAUCAUAAUACCCACAAAUACAAGUGUUUGCUGACAGGAAUGCGAAAAAUGAGAGACCAUAGGACAAUGCUAUGUAGGUAGUUCAUAAUAUGCGGAGAAUCAAAUUACCAACUUAUAGGUAGUUAAAAUAAUAUUUUCUUCCUCUCUGAUGCAGUUACUUAGUAGGUACUUGAUUUUUAAUAUUUGAGAAGAAAAAGACUAUUCUAUAAUUUUGUUUCCGUUAGCCGUGAGGAGUCUACCGGAAACGACGCUUGGCUAAGCGAUUUAGCGCUACUUUACUUCACCGCACAGUAAUCGAUCAGGGUUACAGGGUGCCUAUUGGCAGUUUUCAUAUUCAUUCUGUGACUAUCGCGUAACCGUAAACGCGAAUUUCUAAGGAAUUGUAACAGCUGUGCAUUAGUGCCACUAGAUGGCGCUGUUUCAAUUCCUUAAAAACUCGCGUUUACGGUUACGCGAUCGUCGCUGUAUGAAGACAUUGAAAACUGCCACUAGGCACACAGUUUCAGUGUAAUGUAGGUAAUCUCCAACUUGGCUUAUAAUUUUAGGGAGAAAUGAACUACCUUCAAACUAUCUAUAUAACUACUAAAACCUAUUUGCGCAUUUAGAUGACAAGCUCCAUUCAAAUCGGAUUGACAGUUUCAUGGGAAAAACACAAACAUAUAUACGGACAGAAGACAGAACCUCUUGUGUUUGAAGUCGGUAAAUAAUAUGAGACUUGAUACCUUAAUCCGGUACCAGUUGAAUGCGUUGUUGUUGUACAAAACAAAUAGUGUCUAACAUUAUAAUAAUUAUAAUAUAUCGUAGAGUAAUACCUCAAUAUUGCUCAUAAGCAAGCUUAAACAGAAUUACUUUAAAGUGGUAGUACCUAUGUGUCGGAAUGAAAGAAAAUGAAUUUUGUAAAUACUAAAUUUUAUUUGUAAAAUACAAACUGUAUUGUUAAAUGGCAAUGUGUCGAUGUUAUACACCUAUGAUAAAAUAAAUAAAUAAAUAAAUGCCUAAAACUAAA
This is a messenger RNA of Bicyclus anynana (squinting bush brown), 9455 nucleotides long. RefSeq lists its product as uncharacterized. The transcript has 17 exons. NCBI's taxonomy places the organism in Eukaryota, Metazoa, Arthropoda, Insecta, Lepidoptera, Nymphalidae. Bases 295 to 5838 code for a protein of 1847 amino acids. The record is from RefSeq and is a predicted model, not a curated record.